AUGCCCUCUUCUACAGGCUCUGGGCGUAUUAGUUCUGCAGAAUCCGAAGUAUCCUUAAGUAACGAAAACUUUCAAACAAAACCCAUAAUAGAUGAUACCCAAGGCGAUAAGAUUGUAAAAAUGCUUACAAGCCACUCCCACAUAUCUUCUUUCAACGAUUGUAGAAAUGAUGAAGUUAAUGACGAUGGUGGACCUGGAAUAGAUGAGGAUACAGUAGCCCGUAUUCAGACAAUAGCUCGUACUUUGUCUCAUCAUACAUUAAGGGAUGGCCCUAUAGAUUGGGAAAAGCCUUGUUCAGAAGCAUUCGAUGCUUCUGCUAUUAUCGGAUCAUUUGUUAGAGACGCUUCCGAACAAGGUAUCCAUCUUCGUAAAGCCGGGGUAACUAUGGAAAGUGUCUCAGCUGAAGGGUUCGAUUCCACCUUCCUGGAAGGACAAACAUUUGGGGAUAUACUUUGUUUACCAUGGACAAUAAUCAAGGGUAUUCGUGAAAUAAAAAACCGUAAAAGGAUGAGAACAAUUUUGAAGAGUGUCAAUUUGGUGGCGAAGUCUGGGGAAAUGGUUCUUGUCUUAGGAAGACCAGGUGCUGGUUGCUCUUCAUUCUUGAAAAUUGCAGCGGGCGAGACCAGUCAGUUUGCAGGCGGUGUCACAGGCGAUAUAUCUUACGAUGGUAUUCCUCAGGACGAAAUGAUGCGACGUUAUAAAUCUGACGUUAUUUACAAUGGUGAACUAGACGUUCAUUUCCCAUAUUUAACGGUGAAACAGACUUUAGAUUUUGCUAUUGCCUGUAAAACACCUGCAAAGAGGGUAAAUAAUGUUACCAGGGCGGAAUAUAUCGCAAGCCAGAGAGACUUGUAUGCCACAAUUUUUGGUUUGACUCACACCUAUAAUACCAAAGUAGGUAAUGAUUUUGUCAGGGGUGUAUCUGGUGGUGAACGUAAGCGUGUCUCGAUUGCUGAGGCGUUGGCAGCCAGAGGUUCAAUAUAUUGUUGGGACAACGCCACGAGAGGUCUUGACGCCUCCACUGCUCUAGAAUAUGCACAAGCUAUUCGUAUCAUGACCAACUUAUUGGGCUCUACCGCCCUCGUCACUGUCUACCAAGCCAGCGAAAAAAUAUAUGAGACUUUUGAUAAAGUCACUGUCUUGUACGCCGGUAGACAAAUUUUCUAUGGCGAAGUUACUGAAGCAAAAAAUUACUUUCAAGCAAUGGGUUAUUUGUGUCCAGCAAGACAAUCUACUGCCGAAUAUCUAACUGCUCUUACCGAUCCUGACGGUUUUCACGAGGUAAGGCCCGGUUUUGAGAAUACUGUACCUCGUACCGCAGAAGAGUUUGAAAGAUAUUGGCUUGAUUCUCCAGAAUUUGAUAAUCUACAGCGUGAGAUUCAGGAGCUUAAACAAAAAGUUGAUACGGAGAAAGUUAAAGCAAUUUACGACAAGUCCAUGGCACAAGAGAAAUCCAAGGGUACCAGAAAAUCCUCCUAUUUCACAAUUUCUUACUGGGAACAGGUUAAGCUGUGUACCAUCAGAGGUUUUCAAAGAAUCUACGGCAAUAAGUCGUAUACGGUAAUAAAUACAUGUGCUGCCAUUGCACAAUCUUUUAUCAUCGGGUCUUUGUUUUAUCAAACCUCUUCGUCCACCUCAGGUGCUUUUUCUAGAGGAGGUGUUUUGUUCUUUUCCUUAUUGUAUUACUCAUUAAUGGGGUUAGCCAAUAUCAAUUUCGAACAUAGACAAAUCUUACAAAAACACAGGGUCUACUCCCUUUACCAUCCCUCUGCAGAAGCAUUGGCAAGUACUAUAUCCUCAUUUCCUUUCAGAAUGAUUGGCCUGACGUUUUUUCUAAUCAUUUUGUACUUCUUAUCCGGUUUACACGUGAGUGCCGGUAGCUUUUUCACCGUAUAUCUGUUUUUGAGCAUGUGCUCAGAGACUAUCACAGGGUUAUUUGAAAUGGUUUCUUCAUUGUGUGAUACUCUGUCUCAAGCGAACUCUAUAGCUGGUGUCUUGAUGUUGGCUAUUUCCAUGUAUUCGACGUACAUGAUACAACUACCUUCAAUGCAUCCAUGGUUCAAGUGGAUUUCGUACAUUCUUCCCAUUAGAUAUGCUUUUGAAUCGAUGUUGAACGCAGAAUUUCAUGGGAGACGUAUGGAUUGUGGAGGUACUUUGGUUCCUUCUGGCCCUGGUUUUGAAGUUGUCUCGUCCGAAAACCAAGUAUGUGCAUUUGUUGGUUCUAGGCCUGGUCAAUCCUGGGUUCUUGGUGAUGACUAUCUGAAAGCACAGUUCCAAUACGAUUAUAAGCACACCUGGAGGAAUUUCGGCAUUAUGUGGUGUUUUCUCAUUGGCUAUAUUGUCUUGAAAGCUGUAUUCACAGAGUUCAAGAAUCCCGUUAAAGGUGGUGGUGAUGCUCUAGUCUUCAAAAAGGGCACAAAGAAUGCCCUGCAAAAGAUGCAAACCACUGGUAGAAAUGAUGAGGAAGUUUUUACUUCGUCUUUGACAGCGCAGGAUAUGAAGGACAUGGUUUCCAGCAGCGAUUUUAGUGGAAAGGAUGAUUUUGAAGGUUUGGAGACGACGGGUGUCUUCGUUUGGAAAGAUGUUUGUUUUACAAUUCCGUAUAACAACGGAGAGCGUAUGCUUUUAGACAAUGUGAGCGGUUACUGCGUUCCAGGUACAUUGACAGCAUUGAUGGGUGAGUCUGGUGCUGGUAAAACAACAUUAUUAAACACAUUAGCUCAAAGAAACGUUGGCACCAUAACUGGUGAUAUGUUGGUCAAUGGAUUUCCAAUUGACGCAAGUUUUGAAAGACGUACUGGUUAUGUACAGCAACAGGAUAUUCAUAUCGCAGAACUAACCGUCAGGGAAUCUUUACAGUUUAGUGCGCGCAUGCGUCGUCCACAAUCUGUUCCUGACACAGAAAAAAUGAAGUAUGUCGAAAAGAUCAUGGACAUCCUUGGGAUGCAAGAGUAUUCUGAAGCUCUCGUAGGUGAAAUUGGUUAUGGUUUGAACGUUGAACAAAGAAAGAAGCUUUCGAUUGGUGUUGAAUUGGUUGGCAAACCAGACUUACUAUUAUUUUUGGAUGAGCCAACUUCCGGGUUGGAUUCACAGGCCGCAUGGGCCAUUGUCACAAUGUUGAAAAAAUUAGCGCAAGCAGGUCAAUCUAUUCUGUGCACCAUUCACCAACCUUCUGCUACUCUGUUUGAGCAGUUUGAUAGAUUAUUGCUUUUGAGAAAAGGUGGUCAAACAGUUUACUUUGGCGAUGUGGGUAAGAACUCAAGUUCGGUCCUGGGAUAUUUCGAAAGGAAUGGUGCGAGAAAAUGCCAACCAAAUGAAAAUCCAGCGGAGUACGUUCUGGAAGCCAUUGGUGCUGGUGCUACUGCUUCUGUUUUAGAAAACUGGCAUGAUAUAUGGAAGGCGUCUCCUGAGAUGAAAACGGCCAAUGAAGAAAUUGACACCAUGAUCAAGGAUAUGUCGUCAUCUGUAUCUCAGAAUACUGGUAUAGAUUCUUCGAAGUAUGCAGCCUCAUAUUUUUAUCAAUUCAGAUAUGUGCUAAGUAGGACUAGUUUGACUUUUUGGAGAAAUCUUAACUAUAUCAUGUCCAAGAUGAUGCUGUUGAUGGUCAGUGGGUUGUUUAUUGGAUUUACUUUCUUUCACGUUGAUGAUAGUUUCAUUGGCUUGCAGAAUACGAUGUUCGCUUGUUUUAUGGCUAUUGUUAUAUCUGCCCCUGCUACCAACCAGAUUCAGGCCCGUGCGAUUGCUGCCAAGGAACUAUACGAAGUUCGUGAAUCAAAGUCCAACAUGUUCCAUUGGUCUCUUCUUUUGAUAACUCAGUACCUAAAUGAACUGCCAUACCAUUUGCUGUUCUCAACUAUAUUCUUUGUUUCAUUUUAUUUCCCCUUGGGAAUUUUCUUCGAGGCUUCCAGGUCUGGCCUGUUUUAUCUAAAUUAUGCCAUCGUUUUUCAGUUUUACUAUGUUGGUCUUGCUUUAUUGGUCCUUUAUAUGUCUCCCAACUUAGAGUCUGCCAAUGUCAUUAUGGGAUUCUUUUUAUCCAUGCUGAUUACGUUUUGUGGUGUUCUUCAACCAUCUUCCCUAAUGCCUGGCUUUUGGACAUUCAUGUGGAAGCUAUCUCCUUAUACAUAUUUCGUGCAAAACUUGAUUGGGCUAAUGAUGCACAAGAAACCUGUAAGGUGCUCGAAGAAGGAGCUGUCCAUUUUUAAUCCACCAGCAGGUCAAACUUGUGGUGAAUUUACCAAACCUUUUUUCAAGCAUGGCAGUGGAUAUAUCGCCAACCCAGAAGCUACCUCGAAAUGUGCGUACUGUGUCUAUAAAGUUGGUGAUGAAUACCUGGCGCAUAUAAGCUCCAACUUCAGCUACUUAUGGAGAAACUUUGGUAUAUAUUGGGCCUAUAUUGCCUUCAACAUUUUCGGCAUGAUCUUAAUGUACUAUCUUAUUCAGAUCAAACACAUUUCUCCGAUGAAUAUUGGCAUAGUGAAAAGGCUAAUGGCGAGAUUCAAGCGAAAAUGA
Messenger RNA from Saccharomyces mikatae IFO 1815, 4509 nucleotides. RefSeq names its product pleiotropic drug resistance family ABC transporter. Gene Ontology annotation, molecular function: ABC-type transporter activity; ATP binding; ATP hydrolysis activity. Gene Ontology annotation, biological process: transmembrane transport. The record is from RefSeq and is a predicted model, not a curated record. Gene Ontology annotation, cellular component: membrane. The transcript has a single exon. Lineage: Eukaryota; Fungi; Ascomycota; Saccharomycetes; Saccharomycetales; Saccharomycetaceae. The coding region runs from base 1 to 4509 and encodes 1502 amino acids.